Chrysoperla carnea is the source of this 1026-nucleotide messenger RNA. It is a transcript of the gene Task7, whose product is annotated as two pore potassium channel protein sup-9. Gene Ontology annotation, biological process: stabilization of membrane potential; potassium ion transmembrane transport. Gene Ontology annotation, cellular component: membrane. The transcript has 4 exons. Gene Ontology annotation, molecular function: potassium ion leak channel activity. NCBI's taxonomy places the organism in Eukaryota, Metazoa, Arthropoda, Insecta, Neuroptera, Chrysopidae. The record is from RefSeq and is a predicted model, not a curated record. The coding region runs from base 1 to 1026 and encodes 341 amino acids.
AUGAAAAGACAAAAUGUUCGUACGUUAUCUUUAGUUGUAUGUACUUUUACUUAUUUACUAAUUGGUGCAGCGGUAUUUGAUGCAUUAGAAUCAGAAACAGAACGUAGACGAUGGGAAUUUUUAUCAGAUGUAAAACGUAAUUUAGUACGUAAAUACAAUAUUUCAAAUGAAGAUUAUCGUAUGAUCGAAAUUGUUAUUAUUGAAAAUAAACCACAUAAAGCAGGCCCACAAUGGAAAUUUGCCGGAGCAUUUUAUUUUGCAACGGUGGUAUUAGCAAUGAUUGGUUACGGCCAUUCAACACCAGUAACGAUUGGUGGGAAAGCAUUUUGUAUGGCAUACGCUAUGGUUGGCAUUCCAUUAGGAUUAAUUAUGUUUCAAAGUAUUGGUGAACGUUUAAAUAAAUUUGCAUCGGUUGUCAUACAGAAAAUAAAACGAUACAUGCGAUAUCAGCGUACGGAAGCGACAGAAAUGAAUUUAAUGUUAGCCACGGGGAUGUUGUCAUCGGUGAUUAUUACAACGGGUGCGGCAGUGUUUUCUCGAUAUGAAGGAUGGAGUUAUUUUGAUAGUUUUUAUUAUUGUUUUGUUACGUUGACCACAAUUGGAUUUGGAGAUUAUGUGGCUUUACAGAACGAUCAAGCGCUAAUGAAUAAGCCAGGAUAUGUGGCACUUAGUUUAGUAUUUAUAUUGUUUGGAUUAGCGGUGGUAGCUGCUAGUAUAAACUUACUCGUUCUUCGUUUCAUGACAAUGAACGCUGAGGAUGUUCGUCGCGAAGAUAAUGAAUUACAAUCAGCAUCACAUCAUGUCCUAACAUUAGACGGUGAAGUAAUGGCAGUUAAUGGAAAACUACUAGCCGGUCAUAAUUUAGUUUACGAUGACCAAGACACAGAUCAAAUAUCAGUCUGUUCAUGCAAUUGUUUAGGUGGAAACUUUUCAGAUAAUCAUGAAUUAUUAUUAGAUCCAAGUUAUCAACCAACACAUAAAAAUCAAACGGAAAGUAAUUUUAAAUGUAAACGAGCAUCUGUAUGA